Messenger RNA from Dermatophagoides pteronyssinus (European house dust mite), 852 nucleotides. It is a transcript of the gene mRpL50, whose product is annotated as mitochondrial ribosomal protein L50. Lineage: Eukaryota; Metazoa; Arthropoda; Arachnida; Sarcoptiformes; Pyroglyphidae. Gene Ontology annotation, cellular component: mitochondrion; mitochondrial large ribosomal subunit. The record is from RefSeq and is a predicted model, not a curated record.
UGAUAUGGUUUGCCGAUCAUCAAGUUGAUUGAUCAAUUAGAAAAAAUGUUUAUCAUCAGUUUGACCAGAUCAUCAUUCUCAACAAAAUCUUUAUUAAAUCAGACAAUUCGACCAUUAGCUCAUUAUGUCAUCAAUCAAAAUGGUGAAAAGGUUGUCGUAAGUAAACGUACUAGUCUUCGUUCGAAACGAGAAAAAUGGCAAAAUGUCAAGGCGAUGGAAUAUGAUGAGGAAUUGCGGAAAAUACACAAAAUUGAACGAAACGAAAGACUACAUUCAGAUCCUGAACAAGCAAGACAAAUGGCAGAGGAUAAAUUUCAACGAUUAGCCGAUCGUUUACAUUCCUCCGGCUUUUGUCGUGAUAAAAAACCGUACGAACCACCGGAAAAUACCAGCCAAAUUCUCGAUGAAAUUUGCCGUGAAGUAUGUAGAGAUUCGAAAGUUUUUUCAAAUCUAAACGAAAAGUUCAAUUUUUUAACCAAAUGUCAGGAACGAUUCGACCAUGAAAUGACCAAUUCAGAACUUUAUCGGAUGGAUACAAUCGAUGAUGUUAGAAAUUAUUAUAUGACACCAGUACGCGGCCGAUCCAAGUAUAAUGUGUGGGCUUAUGAAAAAUCAACGCUGCCGCCAAAUUUAAACCUAAUACCCGAACCAUUAAGGUUUAAUCCAAAAACGGACACAUUUUUUGACGGUAUUAAUGCGUUUCCUGGUCAAUCACCUCAAGUAGUCGGAUUAAGAGCUAAGAAAAAGUAUUCACACAUAGAAGAUAAUUUCAUCUGGCCCGAUGUUUAAUAAUAUUAAUAGUUUUUUCAUUUUAAUAAAUUUGUUAAUUAAUUAAAAAAAAUACAUAUGAAA